Messenger RNA from Thalassophryne amazonica, 1029 nucleotides. Its product is annotated as Golgi SNAP receptor complex member 1-like. The transcript is spliced from 8 exons. Gene Ontology annotation, biological process: vesicle fusion; endoplasmic reticulum to Golgi vesicle-mediated transport. NCBI's taxonomy places the organism in Eukaryota, Metazoa, Chordata, Actinopteri, Batrachoidiformes, Batrachoididae. Bases 133 to 690 code for a protein of 185 amino acids. Gene Ontology annotation, molecular function: SNAP receptor activity. The record is from RefSeq and is a predicted model, not a curated record. Gene Ontology annotation, cellular component: SNARE complex; Golgi medial cisterna; Golgi membrane.
CUGCGUAAACAAGCCAGACAGGUGGAGAAUGAGCUGGACCUGAAGCUGGUUUCCUUCAGUAAACACUGUACCAGCUACAGCAGUAGCAGCCGCAACCAGUGGACAAGAGACAGCAGCUCAUCUCACGACAACAUGCUGGCAGCCAUGAUGACUGAGCUGGAGCAGUUGUUAGCCAGACUAACAGCAGUUAAUGACAAGAUGGCAGAAUACACACACAGCGUGGGAGCUCCAUCCUAUAAUACAGCAUUGACACACACUUUACAGAGGCACAGAGACAUUCUACAGGACUAUACGCAUGAGUUCCAUAAAACCAAAAGUAACUUCCUCAGCCUGCGAGAGCGAGAAGACCUCCUGGGUUCUGUUCACAGAGACAUUGAGUCGUACAAGAGCAGCUCACAGGUGAAUAACAGAAGGAAUGAGCUUUUCCUGAAGGAACAUGAACAUCUCAGAAAUUCAGACAGGUUUAUUGACCAUGCGAUAAGUAUCGCCAUGGCGACCAAAGAGAACAUGCUAUUUCAGCGUGGGGUUUUGAAGUCCAUUCAGACCAGGGUGACAACUUUAGCGAAUCGUUUCCCCGCCAUCAACAGUCUCAUCCACAGAAUCAAUUUGCGAAAGAGGCGGGACUCACUAAUUCUAGGCGGGGUGAUCGGCAUCUGCACCAUACUGUUGCUGCUGUACACCUUCCACUGAUUUGAUUCAUCCUGUCUGAGAGUUUGCUUCAUCAACAACAACAAAAAAAACAUUUGUUUACACUCAGGGUGGAUGUUUUUCUUAUAUCUUUAAAUGGUGGAUGUUUUUCUUAUAUCUUUAAAUGCUCUUCUAUAUCUCAUAAUAUAUUUCAGAUAAGUAUAACAGCAAAAAUAGAUUCUAAAGUGUAAAAAUUAAAACGUUAAUCAUCACACAGUUUCAUCUCUGAUUAGAGAGUUUAUUUUCUGCCUUGUGGUCACAUUUUCCAUGUGAGGUUUUACAUACUACAAAUAUAGGGAUGUAUUUCUUUUUUCACUCUUUAUAAAUGUAUAUAUUUUAACU